Magnolia sinica is the source of this 1031-nucleotide messenger RNA. RefSeq lists its product as uncharacterized. The record is from RefSeq and is a predicted model, not a curated record. The transcript has a single exon. NCBI's taxonomy places the organism in Eukaryota, Viridiplantae, Streptophyta, Magnoliopsida, Magnoliales, Magnoliaceae. Bases 102 to 929 code for a protein of 275 amino acids.
AACCAAAACCCAAAUAAAAUCCAACCAAUCACAGGAACAAAAACUCCCCUCCCUCUCUCUCUCUCUUUCUCUCCAUCAAACCUCCUUUCUUUCCUCCAAACAUGGCAGAACCUCUAAAUUUAGAGAAUCCCACCAUAACCAAACCCAAGAAAAUCCAACUCUCUUCCUCCACAUUUCUCUUCACUAUCUCACUCUCUCUAGUCUCUUUCUCUCUUCUCUACCUCUCCUGCAAAGACACCACCUUCUGGUUUCUCCUCUCCAACGCCAUCAUCUUCUUCAUCGCUGCCGACUCCAACGCCUUCUCUCCCUCCAAACCCAAACCCGAUCUCUACGAUGAGUACUUGAAACAUGCCCGCUCCCAAAACACGUUUUCUCAUUACACUCACUUGCAUCCCAUCCCCAAGUCUUCUUCAACCGAAAUUCCUCAAGAAAAGGAAAUUUCAGAAACUUUGAAAUACCCAAUUGAAAGUGUGAAUUUAGGAGAGAAUUACCACCGGAGCGAGUCAGAGAAAGCGAUCGUAGCGAUCAAAAGAAAGAAGAAGCAACCCCAUCAAUCUGAUAAAGCAAACAUGUAUUCUAAUUGCACCUACAAGUACACAGUCUCUGAGUCUUCGAAGAUUAUAAAUAUUCCUCAAGAAAAAAGAGAGUUGCAAGAUUUCGUCGAUCAACCAAGUCAAAAUGUACUGAAGUCACGAGAGAAGUAUUGCCGGAGCGAGUCGGAGAAGGCGAUUGUGUCCAUUGAAAGUGAGAAGAAGGCGCUCCGUCGAUCGGAGACAGGAAGUAGGGGACAAAGUUCUGAGAAGGAGGCUGAUUUCUCAGCCAUGUCGGAUGAAGAGCUGAACCUUCGAAUAGAGGAAUUCAUUAAGAGAUUCAAUAGGCAGAUUAGGCUUCAAGAAAUGAGAGAAAGAAAUGAAAAUCAAGAAAAUUGAAACCUUCUGCUUUUGAAUUUGGUUUCUCUUUUAAGAGCUUUCUUUCUUUUCUUUUCAUUGAGAUGUAACGGCCAAGAAACUCUCUCUCUGUCUUUUUUUUUU